AUGAGUGGUGUUAAACGUAAGAGACUGGUUGUGACGAUGGAACAAAAACUAAAAGCAAUAGAACGGCUUGAUAAAGGGGAAUCUGUUAAUAGCAUUAGCGAUGAACUCGGUGUCGGUGUUACAACGGUCAAGGACUGGAAGCGUAAUAAAAAAUCCAUUCAGGACUACUGCACCCAAAUUGAAUCCGAGAAAAUCUUAACCUCUCGUUGCACUUUAAAGAAACCUACAAACAAGAUUGUUGACGAUGCAUUAUGGCUGUGGUUUACUCAAGAGCGGCGGAAAGGUACACCGAUUAGUGGGCCAAUUUUGAAGGAAAAGGCGAUGGCGUUACACGCUAAAAUUGAAAACUGCGGGACUUUCAGGGCGAGUGACAGUUGGCUAGAAACGUCAUGGUAUCCAUUUCUGAGUAUAUGCGGUGAAAAACUGUCAGCCGACCCAGGUGCAUCUGCAGAAUGGAUAAAAACACUCGAAGAUGUGAUAACAAAAAAGGCUACAUCCUGA
This is a messenger RNA of Nilaparvata lugens (brown planthopper), 501 nucleotides long. Its product is annotated as jerky protein homolog-like. NCBI's taxonomy places the organism in Eukaryota, Metazoa, Arthropoda, Insecta, Hemiptera, Delphacidae. Gene Ontology annotation, molecular function: DNA binding. The record is from RefSeq and is a predicted model, not a curated record. Bases 1 to 501 code for a protein of 166 amino acids. Gene Ontology annotation, cellular component: nucleus. The transcript has a single exon.